Messenger RNA from Lodderomyces oxycetoniae, 1332 nucleotides. RefSeq lists its product as uncharacterized. Lineage: Eukaryota; Fungi; Ascomycota; Pichiomycetes; Serinales; Debaryomycetaceae. The record is from RefSeq and is a predicted model, not a curated record. Bases 1 to 1332 code for a protein of 443 amino acids. The transcript has a single exon.
AUGUUCAGUUCUAUUUCAAAGAAAAGGUUGCUCAGUACCCCAUUAAGGUGUUCCAUCAGGUAUAACUCUUCUAUAAAGAAUGGCAAUGCUGAAAAUAAGACCAGUUCAACUGGGUUCAACAUGGACGAUCUCUUCAAGAGAAUAGAUAAAGCCUCUGCACUUGCUGCAGAAUUGAAGAAGAAAAAAGAUGAAAGGAAACGGCUCUUUAGUGAAAGGAAACAUUCCGGUGGUCCGUUUCGGCAACACCAGCAAAACGACCGUCCCCAAAGCCAACAGUACACCAACCAACCAAACCAGCGUCCGUUUCGUAUCCAAACAUCCAGUCAAAACGGCAGCAACUCAAAAUGGCAAAACUCAUUUCCAAAGCAAAAUCGAGAAGAAGGAACAACAGGAUUUUUUUCUAACCACACAGGAAAGAAUCAAGUCCAAAACGAACAAACUUUUUUUGAAAAAAGAAAAGACCGAUAUGGAACCAAGUUUAAUCAGCAGCAAGAAAGACAAGAAGGGCAAGAAAGACAAGCAGGACAAGAAAGACAAGCAGCUCAAAAAGGCUUUGCAAACUUCAAUGAAAACAAAUCCUUUGGAAAUCAGUCCCAAAACAGAACAUAUGAAGCAAUACCAAAAGAGACUCAAACUAGAGCAUUAUUUAAACCAACUAGGGAGAGGUUUGAAGGAAGAGGAAUUGUUGCAUCCAGGCAAGGUCGUAGCUCAGCUUCUAGAGACGGCAAUAACAAAGCGGAAGUCUCCUUCAAAAAAAGGGGAGGAGCGUUUGGCACCAAAACUAGAGGAGGGGCAGGGGCAAGAAGAGACGGUGGACGAAAAUUUGAAAAGCGCAAAGAGUCUACAAUUGCUGCUGAAAUCAAAUCAAAAGAGUUGACCGUUGAACCUUUGUCCCCAGGGAUCAACCCAGAACACUUUCUUUAUGGAAAAGCUCCAAGUGUAGUUACAUCAUCUAUCAAGACAAGGUUAGCAUCAAUUGCUAAACUUACUUUAAUCGACUCAAAAUAUCCAUAUCAAUUACCCAAGAAUAUUAUUGAACUAGCUCCGUCUAAUGCACCAUCAAGGUAUAUUUUACAAAGAAACUGGGAACUUGAGCCAAACAAAGAUGUAUUAAAACAAAGAAUCAAUACUAUAGCGUUGGGUAAAACUGAAUCUAUUGAUUUAAAAGGGCAUGAUACUGAAGAGUUUGUAAAAACUGCACAUGAUAUUGAGAUCAAUCCUACAUUGAGUUUAAAUCAAAAGCAAAGUUUAUUUGAUACUGUGAGUUCAUUGAAUAAUAUAAAAAAUGUUUUUAACAAUGCUCAUUGGAAAAAGGAUCAAGCUCUGAAGUAG